Messenger RNA from Planococcus citri (citrus mealybug), 2289 nucleotides. RefSeq lists its product as uncharacterized. The record is from RefSeq and is a predicted model, not a curated record. The coding region runs from base 262 to 2181 and encodes 639 amino acids. NCBI's taxonomy places the organism in Eukaryota, Metazoa, Arthropoda, Insecta, Hemiptera, Pseudococcidae. The transcript is spliced from 2 exons.
AAUGUGACCAGAAUGGCCAGAGAACUAUCCAUUUGAAACCAGGAGUAUUUCUUUAGGCUUAUUGUUCAGCGUGAACAUUGCUGUUUUCGUGGUCGAUAUACGAUGGUGUUUGUUUAAAAAAGUAUUUUAGUUUAGUGGUUGCUGGGUCAGUUCAAGUUCGCCGACGGUCUGACUAAAAAUAAUCUACGUGCGUUCGUUCGAAAUCUUCGCCAUCUUCGAGACUCAUCUUGUUGGCAGUGAAUUGAUUAUCCAUGAUGGCCAAUGACCAACAGACGUGAAGGAAAUGGCCCCUUUGGGAGCCACGAAGAUCGUUUUGUGUGCUUCUACGAUGCACCGAGCUUACAAGAAUUAGCAUCACAUGAAACAGUUCGAGCAAUAUGGCACAGCAGUUUACCAACCUAUUCUAUCAAAGAGGAAGAAACGAAUGCAAUCGACUGCAACGAUCUCCUUGAGUACAGUGAUGAUUAUAAAUGUCAGCAAUACACAAAACAAACAAUACCGUACUUGAAAGUUCAUAGUUAUGUUGAAGAAAACCUGAAAAAAUCUCUGAUAAAGUUUUGUAAAGAGAUUAGACGUUGGGUGCAACAUCUUCAGCAGAUAGUAUUUCGGCACGAAUGUUUGAGAAAAAAUCACGAAGCUCGUCGCAUUCGCAUCGAUCCAAAAUGCUGUGUUUGGUCGGUGAAUGGAACAGUCGACUCAAUCAACUAUGAGAAAAGCGCCCGAGAAAUUCUACGCAGCGGCAGUUUGACCUAUUUACAGAAAUAUCUCAUCAUGUGUGAAUUCUGCGUCGAAGAUGAAAUCAAAAACUUUUCAUUGGACACACUGCCAUCCGAAUUCAUCGAACAAGUGAAUUUCUACAGUCAUCGUUCUUGUUUCUAUUGGAAAAAUGAACUGCGUAAAACACCAAUUGAAAAUCCCGCUUUGACAGAUCUCAAUGGUGAGCCGUUACAUGAAGACUUCAAUUAUAGAUUCAGUAACGACUUUUUCUGGCGUCGAUUGAGUGCUGAUGAUCAAGUAAGAGUAGCUAAUGUUUGGAUUCGUCGAGGAUAUUGCAUCCACUACAAUUUUUUUGAACGAAUCGUUUCAACAAUGUCGUGGUAUCAUCAACAACUUUUGCUGUCCGAAUUGUCGCCAAUGUCCUCCGAAAUCAUUUCUCGUUUUGCUACGGUGGAUCGUGCAUCGCGAUUUGUACUUUGGAUGUGGAAACACCUCAAAGGUGAGAUGCCAGUAGAACAAUUUCCAAAAUUAUUUUGUGAUCUGAUAUGCCGUCCUGGAGCGUCCACGUCCACUUUGGUUCAGAUCUGGAAGAUGGCUUCUGAUCGUCAGAGAAUUUAUUUUAUUUCGAAAAUGACAGCAGACUUCAUUCACGGCUACCUUCGUGGUCAAAUUAUCAUGUAUAUUACGAUGAUGGAAGCAAUGUUUAAUGCGAGAAGAAACUUGUUGUUUCGAAAGACGAUACAAGGCGUUACUCCUUGGUACGAUCCAGAUUUAUUGAACGAGGUACUAAGUGGUAGUUUGCCAUGCUCUGAAGACCAAUUGACGUUGAUGAAAUUGGGCAUCGAUUCUUUCAGAUUUGUACUGUAUUUAGAAAAAUUAUUUUACCAUCGAAAUCUUAAAAUGUUUGACGACGAAUUGAAAGCGUACUUUUUACAAGAUGUUAAUGCUGCUCGUGUAUACAAACAAUUGUUCUUGAUGGCGGUACCGGGGCAUUUUAUUGACGGGUUUCACCUCAUUACAGAUAUCAAUCUGUGGGAUGAAUUUUGUGAAUUUAUCGAGGAAGCUUUCGAAAAUGAUUUAUCGGGCGCUUUGGCGAUGAAGCGAAGAUUCGUACACAAGGUAGCCUUCUUUUCUCUCGAAAGCAUAUCAUUCGACCCACAAUGUUACUUCGAUCUCCGCCGUGGUUUCGAUAGUUUGGUGAAAAUCAUGGAAUCGGUAUUUGAUAACCACGGACUGAAACGUGAGAAACUUGAAUUUUUCCAAUCGUUUCACGACUUAAAGUCAAGGUGUUCCUAUGUAAAUUUAGACGUGGAGUUCAACUCAAAGCUUAGGCAGUGGUGUUUUGGGGCUGACGAUGUUUCAAUGCGGGAUAUUGAUUUGGAUGUUGAUGUAGUCGGUUGGGAUGAUUUGGAUGUUGAAGAAAAGCUAAUUUAUCGCGGGAUAUUUGCUCCAAGGGCAAAUUGAUCAUCGGAGAAUUCGUAGUCAUAGCGUAUAUAGAUCCUUAUGUGGCUUGUGUUCUCAACUUGAAUUGUAAAUGCAUCAGUGUAAAAUGAAUAUAAAUUUUUACAACAA